AUGGCUUCGAGAAUCUCGACGCAAUUGCUAGUGCCUUUGGCGAGGUCGUCCGUUCGUUGUCGGGCUGCAUCCGCUCCCGUCUUCUCGGUUCUCGCCGGCCGACAUGCCAUCGCCACUCCUGCUCCAACGGAGCUUCAGAAACGGUAUAGCUCUCAUUCUCCGCUGGGGGCCACCUCGGCCAGUUCCCGGAAGAAGGUGACCAUGCAGACGUUACGGAACCUCUACAAGAAGGGUGAACCAAUUACGGUGCUUACGGCGCAUGACUUCCCCAGUGGUCAUGUCGCGGAGAUGGCGGGCAUGGACGUGGUCCUGGUCGGUGACAGCUUGGCUAUGGUCGCCCUCGGCAUGGAGGAUACAAGUGAGAUCCUCAUGGACGAGAUGUUGUUGCACUGUCGGAGUGUCGCACGUGCUGUCAAGAGUGCAUUCACGAUCGCCGAUCUCCCCAUGGGAUCUUAUGAAGUUUCCCCCGAGCAGGCUGUUCAGUCUGCCAUCCGCAUCGUGAAGGAGGGUCGCGUCCAGGCUAUAAAGCUCGAGGGUGGUGCUGAGAUGGCUCCGUCCAUCAAACGUAUCACGCAAGCUGGUAUCCCUGUGUGCGGUCACAUCGGGCUUACGCCUCAACGUCAACAUGCUCUUGGAGGAUUCCGGGUUCAGGGCAAAACGACGGCCAGCGCAGUGAGGCUUCUGAAGGAUGCUCUAGCUGUCCAAGAGGCUGGCGCAUUCAUGAUGGUUCUGGAGGCGGUGCCCGCUGAGAUUGCCGCCCUCAUCACGAAGAAGUUGCGUGUCCCCACGAUUGGCAUCGGUGCUGGAAACGGAUGUUCCGGACAAGUUCUGGUCCAGAUCGAUAUGACCGGAAACUAUCCCCCGGGCCGGUUCCUUCCCAAAUUUGUCAAGAAGUAUGGCGACGUCUGGGGAGAGGCUAUUAAGGGUAUCCAACAAUACCGUGACGAAGUCAAGAGCCGGGCGUAUCCUUCCGAAGAAUACACCUACCCCAUUGCGAAGGAGGAAUUGGCCGAAUUUGAAAAGGCCAUUGAGCAUUUUCACAAAGAAUAA
This is a messenger RNA of Aspergillus tubingensis, 1050 nucleotides long. Its product is annotated as 3-methyl-2-oxobutanoate hydroxymethyltransferase ECM31. Gene Ontology annotation, molecular function: magnesium ion binding; 3-methyl-2-oxobutanoate hydroxymethyltransferase activity. The transcript is spliced from 2 exons. Gene Ontology annotation, cellular component: mitochondrion. The record is from RefSeq and is a predicted model, not a curated record. Lineage: Eukaryota; Fungi; Ascomycota; Eurotiomycetes; Eurotiales; Aspergillaceae. The coding region runs from base 1 to 1050 and encodes 349 amino acids. Gene Ontology annotation, biological process: pantothenate biosynthetic process.